Molecule: messenger RNA, 1062 nt
Organism: Sinocyclocheilus anshuiensis
Lineage: Eukaryota; Metazoa; Chordata; Actinopteri; Cypriniformes; Cyprinidae
Product: leucine-rich repeat and fibronectin type-III domain-containing protein 5-like
Exons: 1
Molecular function (GO): protein binding
Source: RefSeq, a predicted model, not a curated record
UGCCAGGUUUUGUCCCCCAAUCUGGCCACCUUGUGUGAUAAAAAGGGGCUGCUGUUUGUCCCUCCAAACAUCGACAGACGCACCGUCGAGCUCCGACUGGGGGACAAUUUCAUCACGGGCAUCAAGCGGAAGGAUUUCGCCAACAUGACCAAACUGGUGGACCUGACGCUCUCUAGGAACACGAUAGGAUCGGUCACGCCUCACGCUUUCAACGAUUUGGAGAACCUCCGCGCCCUUCAUCUGGACAGCAACCGCUUGACCCACAUAACGAACGAUACGUUUAGCGGCAUGUCCAAGCUGCACCAUCUCAUUCUCAACAACAACCAGCUCACGCACAUCCACAUAGGAGCGUUCAACGACCUUCUCGCGCUGGAAGAGCUGGAUUUAUCCUACAACAACCUGGAGAGCGUGCCGUGGAUCGCCAUCCAGCUCAUGAGCAACCUGCACACCUUAAACCUGGACCACAACAUGAUCAACUACAUUCCCGAAGGAACCUUCUCCGGGCUUCAGAAGCUCAAGCGUCUGGAUGUAACGUCCAAUAAGCUCCACAAGCUUCCGCCGGAUCCGGUGUUCCAGCGCGCCGGAGUUUUAGCCACGUCUGGGGUUUUGGGUCCGUCGUCGUUCGCGUUGAGUUUCGGAGGAAACCCGCUGCAUUGUAACUGCGAGUUGCUGUGGCUUCGACGGCUGCGGCGUGAGGAUGAUCUGGAGACCUGCGCGGCUCCGCAGCAUCUCGCCGGACGCUAUUUCUGGACCGUAUCCGAGGAGGAGUUCCUGUGCGAGCCGCCGCUCAUCACUAGACACUCGCAAGAGACUCGCGCUCUCGAAGGCCAGCAGGUUUCCUUGCGCUGCAAAGCCCGCGGCGACCCGGAUCCCGUCAUGCAUUGGAUCGCUCCGGACGGGAAGCUGGUGUUCAACUCCAGUCGCACCGUCCUCCACUCGGACGGGACACUGGACAUCCUGAUCAGCACGGUCAAAGACUCUGGGUCUUUCACUUGCGUCGCGUCCAACCCGUCUGGAGAGGCGCAGCAGACGGUGGAUCUGCUCAUCACCAAACUUCCACAU